UUUUAAUCGCUGCAGAGGGAGGGCGUCGCGUUCUGGAGAAAAUGACAGAGGCGUUCAUGAACUGCUCCGAUUGUCGUUUUUUUUAUUUAUUUAUUUUCGACCGUGUAUAUUUCGUUUCACUGGGAGGCGUUAAUGAAUCACCACGACGGUACUUUUUGAGGGCAGCGGAGGAUGGUAAAUCCCGGCGCGAGAGCUCGUUGCUAGCAGGUCACAGCCGCUGUGCUGUAGACCCAUCCCCUCUUGUCAGUCAGCAGUUCUAGGCGUCCAGGUUUCCACCCCUCCGCUGACUGGUGUGACAGCAAGCACAGCGAGGGACUAAAUCGGGGAAUGACUUCCGUCGCUUCGGACACCCAGGUUUUGGAAGUGCCGUGCCGCUGCGGGCUAGUUAAUGUAAUGCUUUAGCGCGCGCGUUCGUUUUCUACCACGGGCCACGGCUACUUCCUGGUGCCACAGCGAGAGGCAGUGCUGAGUUGAGGAGACACAAAUCUUGAGAGAUAGAGGAGGGGGUGAGAGAGAGAGAGCGAGAGAGAGAAAAGAGAGAGGGGCCGGAGAUAGCAACGUUUGGCUACAUUCACGGACAUUACAAAGGCCUCCCUCUCUCUUUUAUUUAUUUUUAGUUUUUUUUUUCAGCCACAUCUUUUCCCCGGUUUCUCCGCUGCUCAGUCAACUACCAGGCGGAUUGGAUGACGCUCGGCUGCGGCUAAUAGCGGAAUCAUAACGGGGGACGGAUUCCUCCCUUCCCGAGAAGCCUCUCGAGAGAUUGGUUUCUUUUCUUUUUUUUCUCCUCCUUUUUUUUUUUAAAAUUUAUUUAUUACUAUUAAGAAAACCAUUCGAUCAUUCCGUCACCAUUUCAAAAGAACAUCCCGGGCGUUGUAUUUUGUUUUUGUCGGCGAAGGAAGGGCUUUUUUUCGGGGGCGACGGAAGAUGGGUUGUUUGGGCAACAGCAAGACUGAAGACCAACGCAUCGACGAGAAGGCUCAGCGAGAGGCGAAUAAAAAGAUCGAGAAACAGUUGCAGAAGGAGCGACAAGCGUACAAAGCCACACACAGGCUCUUAUUACUCGGUGCUGGGGAGUCCGGAAAGAGCACCAUAGUGAAACAGAUGAAGAUUCUCCACGUCAACGGCUUCAAUGCAGAAGAAAAGAAACAGAAAAUCCAGGACAUCCGGAAAAACGUCAAGGAUGCCAUAGUGACGAUAGUGUCGGCGAUGAGCACUUUAAUACCCCCUGUCCCGCUCGCCAACCCAGAGGACCAAUUCAGGAUCGAAUACAUCAAGAGCAUAGCACCUCUCUCUGACUUUGACUACUCACAGGAGUUCUUCGACCACGCAAAGAAGCUGUGGGACGAUGAAGGGGUAAAGGCGUGCUUCGAGAGGUCCAACGAGUACCAGCUGAUCGACUGCGCACAAUAUUUCCUCGACAGAAUCGACUCGGUAAGACAGAGCGACUACACACCAACAGACCAGGACCUGCUACGCUGUCGAGUAUUAACUUCAGGGAUUUUUGAGACGAAGUUCCAAGUCGACAAAGUCAACUUUCACAUGUUCGAUGUCGGCGGCCAGCGGGACGAAAGGAGAAAAUGGAUCCAGUGCUUUAACGACGUCACGGCCAUCAUCUUCGUGGUGGCGAGCAGCAGCUACAACAUGGUAAUAAGGGAAGACAACAACACCAACCGGCUACGGGAAGCCUUGGACCUCUUCCGCAGUAUCUGGAACAACAGGUGGUUACGCACCAUCUCGGUCAUUUUGUUCCUAAACAAGCAGGACAUGCUUGCCGAGAAGGUAUUAGCUGGAAAAUCCAAAAUUGAAGACUACUUCCCCGAAUACGCUCGCUACACCAUACCAAAUGAAGCAACUCCUGAACCCGGCGAGGACCCAAGAGUGACGAGAGCGAAGUUUUUCAUCAGAGACGAGUUUCUUCGGAUCAGUACGGCGAGCGGCGAUGGUCGUCACUACUGUUACCCCCACUUUACUUGCGCUGUGGACACGGAGAACAUCCGGCGGGUGUUCAACGACUGCCGGGACAUCAUCCAGAGAAUGCACCUGCGGCAGUACGAACUCUUGUGAUGAGACCUUCCGCCUCCUCCUGAGGACCAUCAAGUACUACUGAAGUGUGUCAAAUCCUCCUCCUCUUUUUCUUUGACUUUUUGGAUUCCUCCGCAGCAAGAUUCGGUUGAUUCCGUUCCAAUUUUUUUUUUUUUUUUUUUUGUCAUUCCACUAAGCUUCCGGCUACCUCCUUUUCUUUGCCCUCCUGUCUCCUUUUCCAAUACAUGAAGACACCUACAGGACCUCAGUGUAAAGUGUGUACGCCUGUGUGUGCGAAUGCGUGUGUGCCUGUUAGCCCCCUCCUCAAAGCAAAUGAAGAGAUAAAUGCACUUUGCAUUAUGUUCCUUGCCCCCCCCCCAACACCCUUUUUUUUUCUUCCUCUCUCAAUGAUGAUGAUUUGGAUUAUUCUCCCACAAGAGGAACACACAAUGUAGCAUCAAUGCGAUAUUUAUUAAUCCCGUCACCACUUUUUUUUUUGGGGGGGGGGGGGGUUAAAAAUAAAACAAAACGCUUUGUGGAGCGAGAGAAAAGCAAGAACGGGGUGCACGAUGAAGAAAAAGUACAGCAAGCCAGAAGGAUUUCCCCCUCCCCAUAGGAGCUGCUGCGUGCACUUUAGCCCCGCUUUCUCUACAGACUCGGACCCCCAACACAACCCACACAUACCAUCCUUUUACCUGCGGUGAGGGGAGAUAAAAAUGUAUUAAUUUUCUUUCUUUCUUUUUUUUCUCUUCUUUUCUUGUACACUGUGCAAGGUGGAAUUCUCCUGUACAGACUGUAAAGUGUAAUAUUAUUUUGUACAAGUUCAAUUGAAAAGAAAAACAAAUCUACUUGUAGAUCUUUGUGCCUUGAUUAUGGCUGUACCUGUAAAAAAACAAGAAAAAAAAACGACAAAAAACAAAAAUGAGCUCAGAUGUAAGUAAUGUUUUUUCGACUGCGCUGUACAGCUUGAUGUCAAAAACACGGUUUUUUUUUUCGGCAGCAAAACAUGGAGACUGCGCGAAAGAGGGUGGUUGGGGGGAACUUUCUCUGUAGACUUUAGGUUUUUUUCUGGUUUAUAAAAAAUAUAAAUAAACUGCUGUUUAUUUAAAAAAAAAAAUACAAAUAAACAUUCUAGGGAAAGAAUCCUAAAAUUAUACAUUAUGCAAAUUAACCACUUACCUGCAGUGAGGACCACAUGUUGCAGCACCAUUGCCUUUUCUUUUGCUGUUUUUAGAGGGAUUUUUAUUAUACCCCUCUGUUUAAUUGUAUUAUUAUUGUUAUUAUUAAUAUUAUUAUUAAUUUUUCAGCUUUAAAACACACAUUGGAAAUCCAUUGAAAGUGUCCAAAUUGCAACCUGGUGUUGUUUUCAUAGGAACCAAUAUUAUUAUUUUUUUUUGUUUUACGUUUUAUUUUAUUUUUUAUUUUUAAAGUGCGUGCGAGAUCUUGUGUAUAUAGACUCACACAUGCAUUGUGUGUGCGCGUGCGUGUAUGAAUGUGCGGACAAAGAAUUUUAUAAUUGUAUGUACAUGUAAAUUUAUAGGUCUAUAUAAAUAUAUAUGUACACUUAUACAUGUUUAAUUAUGUGUGUGCCUAGGUGUACAUACCUAUGUAUGUAUACGCUAAAUAUGUAUACAUACACACAUAGGAAAGCAUGUCUAGAAUGGAGACGAAUAAAUGAGCGUGUGCAAUAUUGGUCAUGUAUUGGGGGAGUCCUAUGGGAGCCAUAUGCGAUAUAGGCACAGACACUAUGAAUGUGUGAGCAGCGCCCAACAAGAUGAGCUCUUCUCCUUGUACAAAAAUGUGUGAGCAGCGCCCAACAAGAUGAGGUCUUCUCCUUGUACAAAAAAAAAAAAAAAAAAAGUCAACAUCAGCCUUUUCUGAUACACUACAAACA
This is a messenger RNA of Syngnathus acus (greater pipefish), 3916 nucleotides long. Its product is annotated as guanine nucleotide-binding protein G(olf) subunit alpha. Gene Ontology annotation, cellular component: heterotrimeric G-protein complex. Gene Ontology annotation, molecular function: GTP binding; G-protein beta/gamma-subunit complex binding; GTPase activity. The record is from RefSeq and is a predicted model, not a curated record. Bases 925 to 2064 code for a protein of 379 amino acids. Gene Ontology annotation, biological process: adenylate cyclase-modulating G protein-coupled receptor signaling pathway. NCBI's taxonomy places the organism in Eukaryota, Metazoa, Chordata, Actinopteri, Syngnathiformes, Syngnathidae. The transcript is spliced from 12 exons.